AUGGGCACUUAUCGCCAUCUCAUGGUUUAUUUUUGUUGUUGUUCUAUAGUUUUUAGCAUUAUUGACUUAUGUGUUCAGCCGAAUAUUCAAACCUAUAAAAGUGCAUAUUUCAUGUUUGUGGAUGUCAAAAAGAGGAAUCUAGAUCCGUUUGUAGCUCGUAUUGGAUUGAAUGCAUUAUGUGGAAGUUUUGGAAUUACGAUUUCUGGAAUUGCAGUUCAUUUUGUUUAUCGAUUUUUCGCUUUGGAGAGAAAAGGCCGCCUAAAAUAUUUCAAGGGCACCUACAUGCUAAUUUGGUAUUCAAUUCCAAUAUUCAGUGGAAUAAGCUGGUUUCUAGUGACGUGGAAUAUGUCUCCCAUAAACUCGAUGUAUACAGACUAUAUCAGACCAACAAUUUUAGAAACUUUUGGGGUUCAUGUGGAGGAUACUGUUUACGUAUGUGGACUUUUUCAUCCAAUUGACAAAAAUGGACAAAAAUAUUUAAAUUACCAAACGAUUUAUGCAUUUUCUAUUUAUAUUAUCCUUAUGGCUAUUCCAUUCUCUAUAAUUUUAAUUUUUGGAUUCAAAAGUUGGAAAAUUGUGACCAAUUUAUUGGAAAAUGGCGAAUCGGAAUAUUCAAGAAACUUACAAAUGCAAUUGUAUAAGGCUUUAGUGGCUCAGACAAUCCUCCCAGUUUCCUUUCUCUUUAUCCCAUUCGGCCUUAUAUUCACUCUCCCGAUGUUCGAAGUUAAUUGCCAGUUAAUUGCUUACCUAAUUACCCUAAUUUUUGCCACGUAUCCAGCUUUGGACCCCUUACCAAUACUGUACUUUGUAGAUUUCUAUAGAAAUCCGAUAAUUGAAACUUUCAAGAAAUUAAAAUGCAAAGGAAGCCAAGUUUCACCGGAUGUUGAGCGUUCUGUUAUUGUUGAAUGA
Messenger RNA from Caenorhabditis briggsae, 909 nucleotides. The transcript has 7 exons. The coding region runs from base 1 to 909 and encodes 302 amino acids. The record is from RefSeq and is a predicted model, not a curated record. Lineage: Eukaryota; Metazoa; Nematoda; Chromadorea; Rhabditida; Rhabditidae. Gene Ontology annotation, molecular function: G protein-coupled olfactory receptor activity. Gene Ontology annotation, biological process: olfactory behavior; G protein-coupled receptor signaling pathway.